CCAGUCACAGCCUGUGCCUUCCCCGUGUCUGGAGAGGAGCUGUGGUGUUGGAGCUCUCUGCGCGCCAUGGACUCUCAGCGUGUCCCGGCUCCACAGCACCUCACCGCCUGACCAGCCGCCGGACACGCGCGACUCGCUCUACCUGAGGGACAUUUGUGUUGAUGUCCUUCUGCUCUCGCGAGCUCCUGAUCGCAGGACGGACUUCUCAGCGUAGUUUGGCGUUCUCCGUUAUGGCCAGCCGCCGGCAGCCCACUCGUCUGAAGGCUCAGUAGCGUCCAGUCGGGAGAGCGCGCAGUGGCCAGACGUUUGGAGGAAGAUGCUCGCGUGCUCUGCGGCUUCUCGCAGCGUGUAACCGCUCUCUGAACCCAGACCGACCCUCAGACGCCUCGGCGCCGCAUUAACUCCUCUUCUGGACCAGAUCAGUCGAGCGUGCUCGGUCAAUUAUGUUCACUUUCGCUGCCUUCUGCUACAUGCUGUCCCUCGUGCUCUGCGCGUCCCUGAUCUUCUUCGCUAUCUGGCAUAUAACAGCCUUUGAUGAGCUCCAAGCGGAUUUCAAAGUCCCGAUUGAUCAAGGCAAUCCACUGCAUGCGCGUGAAAGACUUCGGAACAUUGAGCGGAUAUGCUGCCUUCUCCGAAAGCUGGUGCUUCCAGAGUAUUCCAUCCAUGGUCUCUUCUGUAUCAUGUUCCUAUGUGCCCAAGAGUGGCUAACCGUGGGCUUGAACAUUCCCCUCCUUUUCUACAAUACAUGGAGCAGGUACUUCCACAGCCCAACGGACACUAAGGAGCUUCUCUACGACCCUGCGUCCGUCAUGAAUGGGGACACGCUCAAGUUCUGUCAGAAAGAGGCCUGGUGCAAGAUGUCCUUCUUCGUGCUCUCCUUCUUCUAUUAUCUCUACUGUAUGAUCUACUCUUUGGUGACCUCCUAACAGAGUCGUUGGCACUGAAGGAAAGUUGUGGAUAUCAGAGACUGUUACCUGGAAUUCUAAGCGCUAAACCAAUUUCUGGAGAACUUCUAAACACAAGAUUGAUUCCUCUUUUUUUGUCACUUGGAGAAAGAUGACUGUCUGGACUUGGCCUCUGAAGAGCCUGUGUUGUUUACCAGUUCCGAUGCCUGAAUGCCACACAGAUUUUGGAGACCAAACAUUGUGGGCGGUUGGUCGUGGGGGCACUUGGCGCAAUACAACUAGCACACUCAUGUUCACAAGUUCACAUGGUCGUAUUUGCACAGUUUGUCUCAGGCAUAGCACAUGUCCUUCAGGACAUCGAGGCCCAACACCUACUCACCUUUACACUUCCACCAAAUGUAGCUCCAAACUUUGGUGUUGGGUUGAGGGCAGUUUAAGGGAAAUAUGGCCAACCUUAUCAGCGAAUGUUGCAUUUUUACUAGACGCUCACUAGACCAGUGGGUCCAUACAAUCAGAACUUCUACGUGAAUGGCUUUUGUGACAUGUGUAUUUGUGCAUCCUGCAAUAGGCGAUUUUUUAAAUGUUGCAUUCUUCGUGUACAUAGCAAGAUUUGUGUAAUGCUCUGAUGUUUUUUCGGUGUCGUCAGUCGUUGAGACAUUUUUAGAUAUAAAAAGGUUGACAAUGCUUACAACGAGGCUUUUCCUAGGAAACUAGAGCCGAUUUUCAAAAUACCACCUUUGCACAAUAGUUGUUAUGGGUUUGCACAAUUUAUUACGGUAGUUGGUGUUGAAAUGAUCUAUAUUUAUAUACCCAAAAUACCAGUCAAGUCUUCCAAUAUACAAUAUUCUAAUGUGUCGAGAUACCAUGGUGAACAAAAAGUACAGUAUUGCGUAUUUGUUGUAACAUCAUUACGAGUGACUAUGAAACUUGCACCAAAACAACUUCAUUACAAUGUAAUAAGAGCGUUACUAAAGGGUAAGCUUCUUUUCCAUUUGUUUUGACUUUGCAUAACAACAGCAAUACAACUAAACGAAUCUUUCACUUCAGUGAAUCGCAUCAGGAGGUAGUCACGAAAAAAAAAAAUUAUAAAACUAAGUCUAACGAGUUCCAGCAAAUGCUGCCAACACUCUUCUCUAAAAAUAGCCUUGCUAUCUAUCUAUUUAUUAAUUUCUCAUUUUUCACAUCACACUACAUCCAACUUUUUAACUGUUUAAGUUUUUGCCCUCCACCCCCCUUUUUGCACCCUCCUUAGUCCAAGUACUGGCUAAGCCUUUGAACAUGGGGCCAUGCUGUUUGAUUGUUAUUGUCACAUUACAGAUAAAGUGUAACCACAUGACGCACAAAUGCUUCAGUAUACCUGCGUAAUGAUGUUUCAUUAAGCCAUGGUGUUUAAUGGAAAUGGGGUCUGUUCUGAUGUUGGUUUAGUCUUGGGGAAUGAAAACAAUAAUGCCUUUAGGAAUAGGCCAUGAAAUGCAGCCGUCAUGUAGCCCGCUGCCUUGUGUAGUUACACUUAAUGUACGAUGACCAAACAUUUUAUAUCCCUGUGUACGUGUCCAUCCAAUAUCGGUUGAGAUAUUUGUAUAUUAAGCAAAAU
This is a messenger RNA of Colossoma macropomum (tambaqui), 2499 nucleotides long. It is a transcript of the gene cnih3, whose product is annotated as cornichon family AMPA receptor auxiliary protein 3. Bases 444 to 926 code for a protein of 160 amino acids. The transcript is spliced from 6 exons. The record is from RefSeq and is a predicted model, not a curated record. Gene Ontology annotation, biological process: vesicle-mediated transport; regulation of AMPA receptor activity. Gene Ontology annotation, cellular component: synapse; dendrite. Lineage: Eukaryota; Metazoa; Chordata; Actinopteri; Characiformes; Serrasalmidae.